AUGACAGAGGCGGCAAACUCGCAGCGCAUUUCCGGCUAUGGGCCAGUAGACAAACCCUCAUGGGAGCCGACAUUUAUCGAUGAAUCACCUCCCUAUCAAGGCAUUCGAAUCCCACGCCAAGAAUGGAAGCUAGAAUGCAGCAGCGCUGAGACUAGCUUCCCAUGUCAGAAUGCGAUUGAUGGAACCAGCACAUCGUCUUGGCGUAGUCAAUUGGGCUCCGAGAGUCACAGCAUUAUAGUAGACCUUAAUAAACCUCAUGCUGUCAAUGGGCUUGUUAUCUUACCUCCGAUUGAUAGUGAAAGUAAAGGUCUCAUCACUCAACACGAAAUAUACACCAGCAACGACAAGAAGGAUUGGAAGAGUGUCGCAUAUGGAAUGUGGCCCAACACAAAUAGACAGCGACUAUCCGCUUUUGAACCCACAUCCGCUCGAUACGUGAAGCUCAAUGUUAGUACUGGGGUUGGUGGUCCGUCUUGGAUCGGUAUCUCAGAGAUCAAUAUCUAUGCGACACUGUACACCAUUCCCCAAGAUCCCAAACUCGGUGUCUGGGGUCCGACUAUUGAUUUUCCAGUUGUUCCAGUUGCUGGUGCUCAAGAGGCUUCUGGAAAGAUUGUACUGUGGUCAUCGUGGGCUUCGGAUCGGUUCAAAUCAACACCCGGGGGUAAAACGGCCAUGGCACGUUGGGACCCAUCGACAUCUGAAGUAUCGGAGCGCAUUGUUACCGACACUGGGCAUGAUAUGUUUUGUCCGGGAAUUUCCAUUGAUGGUACCGGGGUGAUGGUCGUUACUGGCGGAAAUGAUGCUUCCGUGACUAGUUUGUACGACGCUUCCACUGAUCAAUGGACAAAGGGCCCCGCAAUGUCAUUACGUCGUGGAUACCAAUCAUCAACGACCCUCUCUGAUGGACGUGUUUUCGUCAUUGGUGGCUCUUGGCAUGGAACCGCAAGACUUCCCAAAGAUGGAGAAGUUUACGACCCUAACAAGAAAACCUGGUCUAUGCUUCCCGGUGCCACGGUCGAACAAAUGUUGACCGAAGAUAUGGAAGGUCCGUGGAGAGCUGACAAUCAUGGUUGGUUGUUCGGAUGGAAGAAUGGGAGUGUUUUCCAAGCAGGCCCUAGCCGAGCUAUGAAUUGGUACUUUACAGAUGAAAAUGGUAGUGUCCAGGGAGCUGGACCUCGCCUGAAUGAUGCGGAUUCCAUGUCCGGAAACGCUGUAAUGUUUGAUGCUACAGAAGGCAAGAUUCUUACCAUUGGGGGCUCUCCUGACUAUGACGCGUCUUUUGCCACCAGUAAUGCGCAUGUAAUUACUCUCGGGGAACCUAGAGAACAUGUGGAUGUAAAACCUGCCGGGAUCGGCGGUAAAAUGCAUUCAAAACGUGUUUUUCACAGUUCCGUCGUCCUGCCCGAUGGGACUGUUUUCAUUGCCGGUGGCCAGACCUUUGGGGUUGCUUUCAACGAGGAAAAUGUACAAUUCGUCCCCGAGCUGUAUGAUCCGAAGACCAACACUUUCACUGAGCUACUGAGCAACAACGUCAUUCGAGUUUACCACACAUUAUCGAUCUUGUUGGCAGAUGGCAGGGUUCUAAACGCGGGUGGUGGGCUAUGCGGUGACUGCUCAGCUAAUCACUAUGACGGUCAGAUCUUUACGCCACCUUAUCUCUUGACCGAAGAGGGAAAACUUCGUGAUCGUCCCGAAAUCAGAUCAACUGUCCCAUCUGAAUUGAACGUAGGCGAUGUGUUUGAGCUCAAAGCAAGUGUCCCGAUUCAUUCUGCGUCCUUGAUUCGCAUCGGUAGUGCCAACCCACACCAGUCCAACACUUGA
Molecule: messenger RNA, 1821 nt
Organism: Sclerotinia sclerotiorum 1980 UF-70
Lineage: Eukaryota; Fungi; Ascomycota; Leotiomycetes; Helotiales; Sclerotiniaceae
Exons: 1
Coding region: 1-1821 (606 amino acids)
Molecular function (GO): protein binding
Source: RefSeq, a predicted model, not a curated record